GUGAAAUAUUUAUCAUUUCACAAGAAACCUUUAAUUAGUAAACAAGCGUGGAAUUUACAGUUAAUAUUUUUGAAACAUCAUGAAAAUUGCCGUGGAAGGCUGUGCUCAUGGGGAUUUAGAAAAAAUAUAUGAUUCUAUACACGUUAUAGAACAAACCGAAGGAAUAAAAGUUGAUCUACUGAUUUGUUGUGGUGAUUUCCAAUCUUCAAGAAAUAAAGAUGAUCUUAUGUGUAUGGCAGUGCCUCCGAAAUAUCAACGUAUUUGUACAUUUUAUAAAUAUUAUUCUGGUGAAUUAUUAGCACCUGUGCUCACUAUAUUCAUAGGAGGAAAUCACGAAGCUUCAAAUUAUUUACAAGAGCUCCCGUAUGGUGGUUGGGUUGCUCCUAAUAUUUAUUAUUUAGGUUAUGCUGGAGUUAUUAAUAUUGGAGGUGUGAGGAUAGGAGGUCUUUCUGGUAUUUAUAAAAGCGCUGAUUACAUGAAAGGUCAUUUUGAGAAACCUCCUUACAGCGAACAGUCAAAAAGGAGUGUAUAUCAUAUAAGAAAUUUAGAAGUAUUUAGACUGAAGCAACUUUCGGGAAAAAUUGAUAUUAUGUUAUCUCAUGACUGGCCCAGUGAUGUGUAUAAAUACGGAAAUGUUAAACAGCUAUUAAAGAAAAAACCUCAUUUUAAGGAGGAUAUUGAAAAAGAAGAAUUAGGUAGCAAACCUGGUAGUGAUUUGAUGUAUUUUUUAAAACCAUCCUACUGGUUCUCGGCCCAUCUCCACUGUAAAUAUUCUGCAAUUGUUAGACAUCAAGAUGAUUCAGUUACAAGGUUUCUAUCAUUGGAUAAAUGUCUUCCGAAAAGGAAGUUUUUACAAAUAUUCGAUUUUCCACAUGAUAAUUCAAAAUUCCAAUUGAGUUAUGAUUUAGAAUGGUUAACAAUAUUGUACUUGACGAAUCAUUUAUUAUCCGUUAAAAAUACAAUUACAUACAUGCCUGGAGCUGGUGGUAAUGAAAGGUAUGAAUUUACUCCUUCUGAAAAUGAAAAGGCUCAUGUUUUAGAGAGGCUGAACGGAAAUCUGGUAAUUCCGAAAAUAUUUUCGAAAACUGCUCCAGCGUUCGAUCCAAACUUUCAGUCUAAUAAACCCAGACAACCAGAACCUAUACUGAAUCCUCAAACAGUCAGUUUAUGUGAGAUGUUAUGUAUAGACGAUCCUUUAACAAAAGUAUCCAAAAUCGAUGGGACUCAUGAUCAAUUGAAUUCGAGCAUCGAUUUAAAUUCUACCAUCAGUUUUUUAGAUGAUAGUAUUGAAAGUAACUCUCCUUGUAGUACGCCAGUGAAAAAGAUGAUUCUUCCUGAUCCGAAAUCAUGUGAAAGUUCACAGGACGUUUGUGUGGAGCCGGAAAUUGAUCAGGAUGGGAAUAGUACCGAAUCUAGUUUGAACGAAAGUCCGGAAAAUGUUCCUGCAGUCAAUAUUGAUAAAUCUGUUGAUAAUGUUGAAGAUUCUUGCUCGCCUUCAACAAAAAAACGCAAGAAAAGAAAUAUAGAAAUGUAUGAAUCUGUAUAGUAAUUAUGUACUUGUAAAUUGUAAUUAUGUAUACAUAUCUUUAUAAAUAAAUUUAAUUUAAGAAAA
This is a messenger RNA of Diorhabda carinulata, 1612 nucleotides long. RefSeq names its product lariat debranching enzyme-like. The record is from RefSeq and is a predicted model, not a curated record. Gene Ontology annotation, cellular component: nucleus. The coding region runs from base 80 to 1546 and encodes 488 amino acids. Gene Ontology annotation, biological process: mRNA splicing, via spliceosome. The transcript is spliced from 5 exons. Gene Ontology annotation, molecular function: RNA lariat debranching enzyme activity. NCBI's taxonomy places the organism in Eukaryota, Metazoa, Arthropoda, Insecta, Coleoptera, Chrysomelidae.